This is a messenger RNA of Leptinotarsa decemlineata (Colorado potato beetle), 842 nucleotides long. RefSeq names its product luciferin 4-monooxygenase. Lineage: Eukaryota; Metazoa; Arthropoda; Insecta; Coleoptera; Chrysomelidae. The record is from RefSeq and is a predicted model, not a curated record. Gene Ontology annotation, molecular function: CoA-ligase activity.
GGAUCCUCGAACGGUAAACCGUUCUCUGGGUAACACGGUUCUGGGACUGAUGCCAUUUUAUCACGGAUAUGGUCUGAAUCUGGGUAUUACUUCAAUAGUAAACAGGGAAAAACUAGUGGUUCUCAAACGAUUCGAACCAGAAAGUUAUCUCAAAGCCAUACAGGAUUAUCGAAUAGAAAACCUAAUGGUGGCUCCCCCUUUAGCAGUAUUUAUGGCGAAAACACCUUUACUCUCGAAAUAUGAUCUGUCAUCCGUCAAGUCAGUUCUCUGUGGAGCUGCUCCGUUGAAUAAGGAAAUUGAAGAUAUUUUGAAAAAAAGGUUGAACAUCACGUCAUGCACACAAGGAUAUGGUCUCACAGAAAUAAAUUUGGCCGUCACUCUAGUCAAUCCAAAUGAGAUCGGAAAUCCUGGAACUGUAGGAAAAGUUGUAAGUUACAUGAAAUUGAAAGUGAGGGAUCCAGAAACCGGUAGAUCCCUUGGUCCUCAUCAAGUCGGAGAGAUUUGUGUGAAGGGCCCUAUGCUGAUGAAGGGGUACUAUAAAAACGAAGAAGCUACGAAACACAUAUUUACGUCAGAUGGGUGGCUGAAGACUGGGGAUUUGGGAUAUUAUGAUACCGAUAGGUUCUUCUACAUCGUAGACAGACUGAAAGAACUGAUCAAGUACAAAGGAUAUCAGGUAGCACCAGCAGAACUUGAGGCACUAUUAAUCAAUCAUCCGAAGGUACUUGAUGUUGGAGUCGUUGGACUACCAGACAUUCUAGCUGGUGAACUUCCAUUGGCUUUCAUUGUGAAGAAGCCAGGCGAAAAUCUCACAGAAAAAGAACUGCAGGACUUCGUAGCUA